UUGAGUGACAAAUGACGAGGACAACCUAUAAAAACAACUAAGUGCAAAUCCACCCAAAUCCAUCUCCCUCUCGAUGCGUGUGCUUUUCCAACUAACUUUGGGAAUUCGUGUAGACCAGCGUCUCUUUCUGCGCCACCUCGCCUCCACUUUGGUUUCCCGCGCUCUGCCUGCCUUCUUCGGUGCCUCCCCUUCCUCCUGCCUAAGGAUGGAAGAUUCUUUCAGCCCCUCAACUCUGCCACCUGCGCCCAAUCUCUCCGUACCCAUCUUGCCGAACUGGGGUUUCAACCUGACUUCUGGGAAGGGAGCCAGCGUCCCGGGUCCGCAGUCGCCGCCACCCGGACCACGCAUCCCCCGGGUCAGCCUGGUCUUACUGGGGGUCUUCUUGGUGGCGGCAGUGGCCGGCAACGCCACGGUGUUAUGUCGCUUGUGCGGCGGCGGGCCGUGGGCAGGUCCCAAGCGUCGCAAGAUGGACUUUCUGCUGAUGCAGCUGGCCGUGGCGGACCUGUACGCGUGCGGGGGUACUGCACUGUCCCAGCUGGGCUGGGAGAUGCUGAAAGGGCCGCGUCCGGCUGCGGGCGACCUGGCGUGCCGUUUCAUGCAGCUGCUACAGGCGUCUGGCCGGGGUGCCUCUGCCCAUUUCGUGGCACUCAUCGCUCUCGAGCGCCAGCGCGCUGUGCGACGUCCCCAGGGCCCGCCGCUGCCCGCACGCUCCCUCGCCGCCUUGGGCUGGCUGCUGGCGCUACUCCUGGCACUGCCCCCGACUUUCGUGGUGCGCGGGGGCAUUCCGCAGCCGCCGCCUUCCGCCGCGUCCCCGGCCGCCCGCUCUUGGCCUGGGGAGCGUCGCUGCCGCGGCAUCUUCGCCCUCCUCCCGCGCUGGCAUCUGCAGAUCUACGCGCUCUACGAGGCUGUCGCGGGCUUCGGGGCGCCAGUCGCGGUCAUGGGCGUCGCUUGCAGCCACCUGCUCAGCGUCUGGUGGCAGCGCCGGCCCCAGGCCCAAGCCAUUGCGGCUCCCUGGUCGGCUAGUCCGGCCGGAGGCCCCGAACCCAGUGCGCUGCCCCGUGCCAAGGUUCAGAGCCUGAAGAUGAGCCURGUACUGGCGCUGCUAUUUGUGGGCUGUGAGCUGCCCUACUUCGCCGCCCGGUUGGCGGCCGCGUGGUCGUCCAGGCCUGCGGGAGACUGGGAGGGAGGCCAGGCGGCCGUUUUGCGCGCCGUGGGAGUGGCCAGUAGUGCUCUCAACCCUUUCGUCUACCUCUUCUUCCAGGCGGGCGAUGGCUGGCUUUGGCGGCGGCUACGGAGGCGCCUGGGCGCUGUGUGCUGCGCGCGGGAGGGAGUCUCGGAAGACAACGAGUGGGCCGGGGACCACCAGGCGCUCCACCGCCACCGGUGGCCCCACCCGCACUACCACCACGCUCGGCGGGAACAGCGGGACCAGGGCUGCAWGCGCCCACCCCCGCCGCGCCCCAGACCGCUGCCCUGCUCCUGCGAAAGCGCCUUCUAG
This is a messenger RNA of Urocitellus parryii (Arctic ground squirrel), 1498 nucleotides long. It is a transcript of the gene Gpr150, whose product is annotated as G protein-coupled receptor 150. Lineage: Eukaryota; Metazoa; Chordata; Mammalia; Rodentia; Sciuridae. Gene Ontology annotation, cellular component: plasma membrane. Gene Ontology annotation, biological process: cellular response to hormone stimulus; G protein-coupled receptor signaling pathway. The record is from RefSeq and is a predicted model, not a curated record. Gene Ontology annotation, molecular function: G protein-coupled receptor activity; peptide binding.